CUUGCAGGUGGGUAGAGUGGAGGUGUACCUUGCGGCGGGGCCAGAGGAGUGCGGAGAUCUCCAGCCUGUACUUGGGACGUCCUUGAGGUCGAAAGGCUGACGAGGAAGGAGAGCCUGGCCUAGUCCAGUUGCUCCUCUGUCGGUAUUGCCCAAGCCCCGCUGACGAUGGAUCAGAGGGAGGGCCACGAUGCUGAAGCUUGGCUGCAACUGAAGCCUGUGGAGCCGUUGCCCUCCCAGUGCUGCGGGAGUGGCUGCUCACCCUGUGUGUUUGACCUCUAUUCCCGAGACCUGGAAAGAUGGGAGGCAGCCCGAGCCAGAAAUGACAGGAGCCUGCUGAGUGGGGAGCAGUCCCCCGAGGCCCAGGGCUGUUCCACCAAGCUGAGUCCAGAGACCUUCCUGGCCUGUCACAUCAGCACCAUAGAGAAACUUACCAAGGACACCUACCAUGUCCGGUUUACACUGCCGGGGAACAGUCAGCUCGGUCUGCAUCCUGGGCAGCACCUCAUCCUACGAGGUAUAGCAGAUGGCUUAGAAAUCCAGAGAGCCUAUACUCCCAUCAGCCCUGUCACUGCGGAAGGAUACUUUGAUGUUUUAAUCAAGUGCUAUCAGACCGGGCUGAUGUCCCGGUACAUGGAGUCCUGGAGAACAGGAGACACAGCUUUCUGGAGAGGACCUUUUGGAAGCUUCUUAUAUGAGCCAAACAAGUAUGGUGAACUCCUCAUGCUGGCAGCGGGCACAGGCCUGGCCCCUAUGGUACCUAUCCUGCAUAACAUCACAGACAAUGCAGAUGAUGAGACCUUUGUCACCUUGGUUGGCUGCUUCAAGACCUUCGAGAGCAUCUACCUGAAGACCUUCCUCCAGGAACAGGCCAGGUUCUGGAACGUGCGAACCUUCUUCGUCCUCAGUCAGGAGGACUCCCCAGAGCAGCUUCCCUGGAGCUACCGUGAGAAGACCCACUUUGGCCGCCUGGGCCAAGAGCUGGUUGAUGAGCUAGUAGCCUGCUGCCGGAGAAAGCCAUUUACGUUAGUCUGUGGCUCAUCGGCAUUUACUGAGGACAUGGCUAGAUGUUUGCAGUCUGCCGGCCUGACUGAGGACUCCUACUUCCUCUUCUAGCCCUAGCCAGGGACAGACCUUGUACAGGGGCACAGGAAGGAGCCCAGACUAGAAUCAGAAGACAUGGAGUCCAGGCCAGACCCUGCUGCUGACUUGCCCAGAGACCUUGGACAAUGUCGUCACCCUUGGAACUUCCUUUCCUGUCUGCUUCAUAAGGUUUGUCCUUCCCUCCUGGCAUCCUGGUGUGUGGAGGGAGGCCAGCAGCGGGCCUGGAAGCCAGGGAAGACUGCUCCAAGGAAGUCAAACGAAUGGAGUCCUGCUGAGCUCAGGAAAGUGGGCAUUGCAAGGAAUCAGGGGUGAGGAGCCUCUCUCGUCCUUCCAGAGGGCCCAGAGUCGGUGUUAAGAGAAUGACUUCGGGGAAAGCUCAGAGCUCUUUGGAGAAUCUUAACUUCUGUACCUUCCGUGGAUUGAACGCAUGCCUUGGUCAAUGACCUGACCGUGUUCUCAGAACAAGGCACUGGACCAUCUCUGUCUCAGUGCCAAGUCUGUCCUGCCGUGAUCAGCUUCAUGCUCAGUCUCUCUUUCCUGGCUUGGCAAGCCAGUCCAGAGUCCUUUCCCCACAAAAGAAGAGGAAUAGAGGCAAAUGCCCCUCCCUCCUGCAGGCAGCCACAUAGCCCGUGCCUUCAGCUCGGUGCCCUGGCGACGGUUGCUAUGGAGAUCUAAAGAUAGAGCAGGAGUCAGGAGACCUGGGUCCCUCUCCCAGCUCUGCCCACUGAGUGGCUGCUGAUCCAGGUCCACCCAGCCCCCACCCCCACCUCCUCCAUCCUGCAUGGGGCAUGCCCUCUCCAGGGAACUUGCUGCCCCUGGGCAUCACGUUGACUUAAUGAAUUCUGCUUUCCACAGCCUGGGCCCCAGUAUGCUGCGCCAGCACAGGCUAGAUACAGGCAGUCCCAGACUUCUAAAGCUCGGCAGUGGAAUGUUAGAAGCUGAGCGGGAGCCUUCAGGAUUAGGCAUUUAUAACCAUAGAGUUGCAGUCUCUCCAGCUGAGCAGCCGCUCUGAUGCCAGAAAACCCUGUCCAGCAGAUUCACUAUAUGAAUGGGGAAACCAAGGCCCCAUGAGUGACUCAGCCUUGCAGUCUCUCAUCUCACCCCUGCUCAUGGUUGUACAUGCUUUUCACACUGGGCUUCAUGGGACACUAGGGAACCUUGCUUGCCAGGUCCCCUUCAGUCACAGCAGAUCUGUGUAGUGGGGCCUAGAGGAGUUUUUGUCAGAAAGAUCUUUGUUUGCUGUUCCGCCCAAAAAAUCACAACAAAUAAACCCCUCUGUCAGGCUGUGUUCACUAUACAGUCGCAGUGAGCUGCUGGGUGGCGGGAAGUUUUCACGCUGAACACUGGGGGCAUGGGACCUCCAUCAUGGUUUACAGGGUGUUAGGUGCAACUUCUCAGAAGCCAUGGUCACCAACACAUUAAAGCUCCAUGGACAUAAGUCAAGACACUUCUUUUUGUUUGGCCCAGGUCCUCAAUCUGCUCUGGGACAUUUUUCUCUGGGUCUCAGGCCUAGUACAGUGUGACAGGAGCCCUGACCAAGAGCCAGAGCUCCCAAGCAUGGUCUGUGUUUUCUUCCCAUUUGCCUAUGACGUGGAACAAGGCACAAGUCCUCUCACGGGGCUUCUGAGAGUCUCACCAUGACUUGCUGAAUCCUGCUGUCCUCAUGGAUCUUCUGACUGUCCCAGGGAACAGCAGCAAAGGUGCCAGGCACAGCCUUUCCACUGGAGAGCGCCAGCCAAGGCACAAGUUAGGACUCAGAGCUCCGAAAGGGUGAGUAUUGUAGAAAUGGGGUCCGUGGUGCUAAAAGAGAGUCAAGCAGGGCUUGAGCCUCGCGUGUAGGACAGGCAGGGACACUCCCCUACCCUGAGGUAGAAGCUUCAAAAGCAACGCUCUUGCUCAUUCCUGGGCUGAUAGGGGCUCCACUUAAGGUGAGGAGUCUAGGGCAGUUCCCACAUACCUCUUUCUGCUACUGUUUUAGAUAUUUGAUGCCUAAACAUUAGAUUAGGCCACCCAGAAGCAACUGACAUCCCCUGUCCUAGGGUGGGUUGCCUUCCUCUUCGCCUCACUCCAUAGAAUUUGGGCAGCCUGGCUACUAGUGGGAUGUUUGUUUGUUUUCGGAGUCAGGGUUUUUCUGUGUAACCCUAGCUAUCCUGGUACUCACUCUAUAGACCAGGCUGGUCUCCAACUCAAAAAUUGACCUGCCUCUGCCUCCUGAAACCUGGGAUUUAAGGUGUGCACCACCACCUCCCGGCUUCCUACUAGUGAGAUUAAUUAUCAUGGAGCAUUGGUGAGGGCACAGAUGUGCCCACAGUGCCAAGAUCCGAAAGCUGUCCUGUCACCUGGGUACUUGAGAGCUCAUGGCUAGUGUUUGCUGUGCCUGGCUGGUAUAGGUAAGCAUCAAAGCGGAUUGACUGGCAUCCAUGAAGUCAUUGGUGUGUGGGUUCUGUCAGCUGGCCCAUUCCUCCUGAUAAUGCCUCUCUCCCUGUAGGCCUUGGGGGUGGAGUGCCCCUUAGUGCUGCCACUGUGUUUAGUGCAGUGGCACUCAUGAUCUGAACAUGACCUAAAGCCCUCAGGAGGCCAACAAAGAGCUCACUGCUCUGUGAGCAGACAGAUCAGCACCCCAAACUCUUCUGCCAUUGACCCCCUCAUCAAUCUGGGAGCACAGCAUGUGCCCCCAUGGCCCAGCCCAGUCACCAUAUUCCCAUCAGAAAGGACGCUCAGCACCUCCUGGAGGCAGAGUACCUGAGCAGAAUUGUACAGUAAUGGACAAGUGGCAGAACUCGCCAUCUAUAGGGAAUCAUGCCGUUAUAUUACCCCAGGUUAGAGACACAAGCUAAGCCACUGAGCCACCAAGUUCAAGCAUUGUAAUUUUUUAAAAAAGUUAUAUGAUAUGUGAGUACACCUGGGGGUACAUGUAAAGACUUCUGUUCCUGUAUGGCGUGAGACAGUCAAAACUAAAAUUUAUCCAUGGAAAAGUGAA
This is a messenger RNA of Mesocricetus auratus (golden hamster), 4081 nucleotides long. It is a transcript of the gene Cyb5r5, whose product is annotated as NADH-cytochrome b5 reductase-like. NCBI's taxonomy places the organism in Eukaryota, Metazoa, Chordata, Mammalia, Rodentia, Cricetidae. The coding region runs from base 166 to 1113 and encodes 315 amino acids. The record is from RefSeq and is a predicted model, not a curated record. Gene Ontology annotation, molecular function: oxidoreductase activity. The transcript is spliced from 7 exons.